ACAACACUGGUGCGCACGGGCAGAAGAUGGCUGACGAAGCCCGUCAGGGCAAGCCCUCGGCGGCGUCGCCAGCUUCCCACGGGCCGCUGAGAAGCCGCAAGACAUCCGCCGUCCGGCGCGUGUAAAGAGGAGAGAAGUAUCGGCGACAAAACAUGGCAGAGAUGGAAAAAGAGGGCAGACCUCCGGAAAAUAAAAGAAGCCGAAAACCAGCUCACCCGGUGAAAAGGGAAAUUAAUGAAGAGAUGAAGAGUUUUGCAGAGAACACCAUGAACGAGCUGCUGGGGUGGUACGGCUACGACAAGGUGGAGCUGAGGGAUUCAGACAACUUGGAUAUGGGCGAAACACCGCAGCACAUUUCUGUCCUUAAAGAAAACUUGUUGCCAAAAAUUCCAGCUUCAAGACAGAGCAGCGCAGUUUCUCUGGAUGGAGCCAACAGAUCCCAGUCUCUGCUAAACUCCAGAAAUGGAGUGUCAGAGCACCCCACUAUACACUCCACCUCUACAACCAGCACCAAGGAACAUGGCAACCAGCCCAUCACUGUCCCAGUGAUACCCCCGCCACUGAUCAAGCCCCCAACAGAUGACGAUGCAAUCAGUGUACAGAUCAUGUGCGCCUGGUGCCAGAAGAUCGGCGUCAAACGUUACUCUCUGAGCAUGGGGAGUGAGCUAAAGAGUUUCUGCAGCGAGAAGUGCUUUGCUGCCUGCCGCCGAGCCUAUUUCAAGAGGAACAAGCUGGGAUAUAGAAGGAGUUACGCUGCGAGAGACGACGAUGGCCUCGGUGGGAAAUUACUCCAGCACAGCUUUACUCAGGACACGCCCAGGCUUGUCUUCAAGACAAACAGCGAUGUACUUGUAUGUGACUGGUGCAAGCAUAUCCGCCACACUAAGGAGUAUCUCGACUUUGGGGCUGGUGAACGACGGCUGCAAUUUUGCAGUGCCAAAUGCCUGAACCAAUAUAAGAUGGACAUUUUUUAUAAGGAGACCCAAGCAGCACUGCCUGGAGCUCUCUGUAACCCAGGACAUGGGGUUGGCGGUGAGGGUAAGGCAGAGUGCAGUGGUGUACAACUGCUCACCCCUGAAUCCUGGGGAACAUCUUUAUCAGACAUUCGCCGUAAAGCUCCCUCACCUGGAGGGGUUCCCAACUCUUCAGUUCCCUGCACUUCAUCUGCCACCUCGUCCUCAGAUGCUCUUUGCUCUCCAUCCUCCUCUUCCUCCUGUGCCAAGAUCCCCACACCUCGAGCCCAUGAAAACUCUACACUCCAACCCCCUCCCAUCCCUACUUUGCACCCAGCUGUUGGGGUCCCUCCAGGGAGUCCUCCAAUGGUGAUGACUCCCCGGGGGCCAAUGCCUUUGCCUCUAUUUAUGGAGCAUCAGAUGAUGCAGCCGAUCCGGCCGCCAUUUCUUCGUCCAUCUGUCCAUCCAGGUGGACCCAACAGUCCCCUGUCAAACCCCAUCAUCCCUGGUAUAGGUCCCCCACCUCCUCCUAGGGCUCUCGGUCCUGCUUCUAGCACCAUGCACAGACCCAUGAUGUCCCAUCAUGUCCAUCCCUCAUCCAAUCCCAAUCCUGGUAUGAUCCCUCCUCACCCUGGUGUCCACAUACCAGGAUUUCCCCCUUUCCCCCCAGUCAACAUGAUGCCCAAUGGACCCAUCCCUUUGCCACCAAUGAUGAAUUAUGGCAUGCCAUCCUUAGCCCCUUUAGUACCGCCACCAACCCUUUUGGUACCUUAUCCUGUCAUCGUACCCCUUCCAGUCCCAGUUCCCAUUCCAAUUCCAAUACCUUUCAACUCCAAAUCUUCCAGUUACCAGCCAGAAAACAGUGACCCUCUCUCCAGCGCACCUUUAUCUUCACAUGUUCCAGCAUCUGGGCUAUCUCAGUCUCCAGGACCUUCUGGAGGAGAGAGACCCAAACAAAGACAUACUGAUGGUGUACAGUGUCUCUCUCCUGGAUGCCCAGAUAGAAACAGGUCGGCAGUGAUGAACAUGACUGUGAAGAUAGAGAAUAAUAUGAGAAACAUAUGCCCAACUGGUGACAUUGAACAGCUGGAAGGAGUUAUUGAUCUAACUGUAAGCCAGAAACCAUGCCAACAGCACGUCAUUCAGAGGAUUCUGCCUAAGAUUCAUGUCAAAGUAGAGGCAGAGGUUGAGUCAAGAUCUUCACCAGUUGUUAGGCUCGAAAGGGAAGUCAAUGGCUGUCAUGAUCUAAGUGAAGGGGCUGCAUUACAGCAACCCCUCACUAAUACUGAGAUGUUGGUUGCCACCAUCAUAGAAACACUGGAAACAUCUAAUCCAUCUUCCAAUAAAAAAAGCUCUUCUUUCAACACUAAUAUUGAAACCAACAUUACCCUACCACCUGCUCUCAGCACACCAAGGACCCUACCACAACCUCUUCCACAUGUCAUUGUCAAUGGCACAGGGUGGCAUUCAUGUCAUAGUCCUACUUUAAACUCGGACAAAACAGGAGAUGAGAUCAUAUCCGAGGGAAAUGCAGGGGACCACCUAGCAAAUGGUGAGUUGGAACGAGAAGCCCUAAAAGAGAAUAACUGUUCCUUGAGAGAUUGUGAAUCUGUGAAGCGUGGAUCGACGCAAGACCAGCUGGUAGAGGCUACGGAGGGUAAGCCAGACCCUGACUCCAACUUGGAGGAGGGUGAACAUGCUUACAACCUGCCACUGUUAUCUACCGAUGGUUGUGUGGUUAUCCAGCCUGUGCCAAAGCCAGGAGCUGAAAAGACAGCCAUCCUGUCCUGUUCCAUCAGUGCACCAUUAGCAGCUGCUGGAAGCCCUGAGCUGGAGCCCCCAAUGAAGAGGAGGUGUUUGCGAAUCCGCAAUCAAAACAAAUGAGAUGGAUACUCCAAGGACCGCUGUGCCAUCCACACCACAACCCACACUGCAUACACACAAAUGCACGUGCACUUGUGCUCAUCCAAUCUACCAGCAUCACAACUCGCCUUUGACUUCUUCAAGUCAAUGAAACAUGCGUAUCAUAGAAAAGAUGACAGCACCAUGUAACUGAUGCUAUCAUGGAAAGUCUUGAGGAAUCUGUCAGUGGGACCAACUGACAGCAAAUCUCACUGCACGGUCCCAUGUACAGUAACUUCACCAAUGGUCCCUGUUGAUUCAGGUGUUCUCCCCAUGUUCUAUUAUCUAUCGAGUCCACCAUGGUGUGCAAGGCUGUUUGUUAGGAGUUAUUAUUUUUAUCCAACUGCACUGUGGUUCAGUGAAGUCACACAACACAUAGAAAUGAUUGCUGCAGUGUGUUACUGUAGCUUCACUCAGUUCUAAAAACAGAAUUGUUGCUCUCUUUUUUUUUAGGCCUUAUUAUGACAACCAGAAAAGUGCACUUGGCAACCCAACACUGUUUUCUGAUUUUGAUGGGGUAGCUGCAAAUAUCAACAGUACAGUGAAUGCACGCUGACAAAUGAGUCUAUGAAUAAUCAUACACGAAUAUUAACACAGCAAAGACGACAUCAAGGUAUUGUGCGUCCUCUGUUUUUAUCUGUGGCUUUCAUUUGUUUUGUCACUGCAUUUAGCGAAUGAAUACAGACCCCUGCUGUUUGAGAGCUGUGAAGGCAUGGCAGCCUGUAAAGGGGAGACUCCACUGCGGGCUAGUACUUUUCUAUAAUACAUUAGCAGUGCUGUUACUGUCACAGGGCCCUUUGAGAGUGAUGCUCUGAAUUGCGACAGGGCUGAGAGAAGCCAGCUUUUAUAAAUAAUUCUCUUGGCACCUGCUGAGCAACAGAAAUAUUAUUAAGAAGAAUAACAUUUCAUCUCAUCUUUUAUUUAUUGCCAAUUUGUUUAUUUGUUAAAUGCAUGUUUUAUAUCGCGGCACGGGGGCCGACUAGUUAGAGCGUCAGCCUCACAGUUCUGAGGACCCGGGUUCAAUCCCCGGCCCUGCCUGUGUGGAGUUUGCUUGUUCUCCCCGUGCCUGCGUGGGUUUUCUCCGGGCACUCCGGUUUUCUCCCACAUCCCAAAAACAUGCAUUAAUUGGAGACUCUAAAUUGCCCGUAGGUGUGACUGUGAGUGCGAAUGGUUGUCUGUUUGUAUGUGCCCUGCGAUUGGCUGGCAACCAGUUCAGGGUGUACCCCGCCUCCUGCCCGAUGACAGCUGGGAUAGGCUCCAGCACGCCCGCGACCCUAGUGAGGAGAAGCGGCUCAGAAAAUGGAUGGAUGGGCUUUGUGCCUGUGGCAGGAAAUAAUAUUUUAUCAUAUGCCAUUGGCUUGUGGUGUGUUAAAAGAAACAAAACACCUUGCUAAAUUGAAAAACAGACAGAUGAAUCUGUGUUGCCAAAAUAUCAAGUACUUACUAUAAAAUUAGAUGCCCGCUGCAUGUGACAUGACUAAAGAGCUUACAUUUUCUUAUUUAUCAUUUUUCUUUUU
Messenger RNA from Phycodurus eques (leafy seadragon), 4372 nucleotides. RefSeq names its product sine oculis binding protein homolog (Drosophila) a (gene sobpa). Gene Ontology annotation, cellular component: nucleus. The coding region runs from base 153 to 2837 and encodes 894 amino acids. NCBI's taxonomy places the organism in Eukaryota, Metazoa, Chordata, Actinopteri, Syngnathiformes, Syngnathidae. The transcript is spliced from 8 exons. Gene Ontology annotation, biological process: animal organ development. The record is from RefSeq and is a predicted model, not a curated record.